Pollicipes pollicipes is the source of this 576-nucleotide messenger RNA. Its product is annotated as phospholipase D1-like. The record is from RefSeq and is a predicted model, not a curated record. Gene Ontology annotation, molecular function: phosphatidylinositol binding. The transcript has 5 exons. The coding region runs from base 1 to 576 and encodes 191 amino acids. NCBI's taxonomy places the organism in Eukaryota, Metazoa, Arthropoda, Thecostraca, Pollicipedomorpha, Pollicipedidae.
AUGUCAACAGGGCCGUUCCGGUGGGUGAUCCGGCGCCGCUACAAGCACUUCAGCAGCCUGCACAAGUCGCUGAGGCUCUUCCGCACGGCCAUGCGACUGCCGUUCCCCACGCGGCACCACAAGCUGCGCCGCAAGACCUACAUGCAGGGCAACAAGGCCAAGGAUCAGCCGGCAAUCCCCAGGAUGCCGAAGCGCGGCGACUCGAUGCUGACCGAGGACGAGCUGCCCGAGCGCAUGAAGCAGCUGGAGGAGUACAUUAACGCCGUGCUGCGCUCGCGGCUCUACCGCAACCACCACGACACGCUGGAGUUCCUGGAGGUGUCCCAGUGGUCGUUCGUGCACGAGCUCGGCAUCAAGGGCAAGGAGGGCCUAGUGCGCAAGCGAGUCGGCAGCAAGCAGGGCAACCGCGGCCCCGUCUACUGCGGCCUCUGCUUCAAGUGCCGCAAGUGCGCGGCCAACUGCUUCACGCUCUGGCGGAAGCGCUGGCUGAUGAUCAAGGACACGUACGUGGCGUACGUGCGGCCCCGCGACGGCUCGCUCCACUCGGUGAUGCUGAGGAUAGCGGCUGGGACGUGA